UAUCUUCCUCUACGCAUUGAUUAGCACUUCCCUCGCUCUCGCCGUCAGGAAUUCCGAUCACAAUUUCCGAUUACCGUUGCAUGGCAGUGAAAUUUCUGAAUGAAGAGGUUUCGGAGCUGUGCUUAGGGAAGCCGAAGGUGGCGUGGGUGGCGGCCACCGCCACAAUUUCCGACGCCUUGACGGCGUUGAGGAAGUCCGGAGACACACACAUCAGCGUCUGGGCGUGCGGCGGCGGCGGCGGCAAUGGCGGUUGCGCGUGCGUCGGGAAAUUUUGCAUGGCGGAUGUGAUCCUCUUCCUCUGCCGCGAGGAAAAUUCCGCCGAUCCUUUCAAGGCGUUUGAAUCUCCUGUUUCCGAUAUUUUACCCAAAGGAUCCGCCAUUGUCAGGCAUAUUGAAUCCAAUUACAGUUUGGUGGAAGCGAUAGACUACAUACUCGAUGGCACCCAAAACCUAGUAAUCCCGAUUCAGAACCACAACCCAAGAAAGAAGUUCCUCAACAAUGCUCGCCACGUCAGCCACGAAUACUGUUGGCUAACGCAGGAAAACGUGAUACGAUUCCUUCUAAACUCCGUAGGAGUAUUCUCUCCAAUCCCCACUUUUACAAUCGAAUCCCUCAACGUCAUCGACAAUGACAUCAUGACUAUACUUUACAGCAAGCCCGCAAUCUCCGCUCUGGCACACUUAAACCGAGCCCUCACCGAACAAACCUCCGUCGCAAUCGUAGACGAACACAACAGGUUGAUAGGUGAAAUCUCGCCUUUAACCCUAGCAUGCUGCGACGAAACUGCUGCAGCGGCGAUCAAGACUUUAUCAGCCGUUGAUCUCAUGACUUACAUGGACUGUGGUGGCCCACAGGAGGAUUUGGCCCAGUUGGUCAAGACGAGGCUCGAGGAGAGGAAUUUGGGGGCCAUGGUGGAAAUGAUGGAUGAGUUUUUUCAGUUUUCGAUGCCUUUGAAUUGUUCUGCUUCUUCUUCUUCUUCGUCUUGCAGCUGUUCUUCGGAUGAUGAGUCUGUGUCCGUGUCAUCUGGUAGGAACUGGUGGUGGUCGAGUAGGGGCAGCAGCAGCGGCGGGCGGCACUUUCCGGCUAGGAGGUCGAAGGCGAUUGUGUGCAAUCGUGAGAGUUCGUUGGUGGCGGUGAUGGUGCAGGCCCUGGCGCACCGUGUUACUUGUGUGUGGGUUGUGGAAAAAGACGGUACCUUGGUUGGGGCUGUUACUUUUGCAGGGAUACUUAAUGUUUUCCGCAGUGCUACUGCGGAGAGGCAUCAUAAUAAUAAUAAUAAUAAUAAUAACAACAAUAAUAAUAAUAGAACCAGAGAUUGAUAAAUUCAUUUUUGUUCUUUAUACUUUAAUCACAUGUUUUGUAUCUGGAAACUAAAUUUUUGAGGCUAUUCUUGAUUUACCUUUUAAUCAGGU
Erythranthe guttata (spotted monkey flower) is the source of this 1412-nucleotide messenger RNA. RefSeq names its product CBS domain-containing protein CBSX5. NCBI's taxonomy places the organism in Eukaryota, Viridiplantae, Streptophyta, Magnoliopsida, Lamiales, Phrymaceae. The record is from RefSeq and is a predicted model, not a curated record. Gene Ontology annotation, cellular component: cytoplasm; nucleus.